AGCGCUACCAGUAUGGAGGCCCAAGUGGCCCAUUUUUUGACUGUUUUAUCAUACGGAAGGGUCUGAGUACUGUUCAUAAAGAUUCUGUCUUGCUCUUAGUCUUCUGCAGUACUUCUCCAACCCUACAGUUAUUGACGGUCAGGUGAACAUCACGUACAAGGCAAAGACUGUAUACGGAUAUGGCCAGCCUAAUUAUGGUCCCGACUCUCAACUUCUCUGUUGGCAGAAGCGGCAAAAGUUUUAGGAAGACGAAUAGUGUUACUGGACGAGUUGAUGUUAUAAAGGCAAUGCGGAUAGAGAAACCUCUGGAGGAAUUAUACAAUGUGAGAGUUGAACGGAAUGUACCAGCGGAACGACUGGUGAAUCUUGGGGUUUCAAAAUGGUCUGUGUGGAAGACUGGAAAGUGCAAGUUGCCCUGGGACUGGCAAGUAGACCAAUUAGUGUACAUUGAGGAAGGGGAAGUUAGGGUAGUGCCUGAAGGUAGUGAAAAGUAUAUGCAAUUUGUUGCGGGUGACCUUGUUCGUUAUCCCAAGUGGUUUGAGGCUGACCUCUGGUUCAAUGGUCCAUACCAAGAGCGAUAUUGUUUCCGAGCAUAUGGUGAUGACUAGUAAUCCAAAUGGGGAUAGAUCUCAUUGGGGAUCGAAUCACGGAAACCCCGUAGGCAUAGGCCUUUUGCCGAAGCCGAUCAUUCCCACUCUUUGCUACAAUAAGGCAUGGUAUUCACCUUGCAGGCUACUCCAGCAUGUAUGAUUCUGCAUCAAAUCAUAUGAAUAUCAAGAGUUUCCAUUACUUACUAGAUUCACUCAACUAUCUUGAGCAAAGCAAAGCAAAUGUCAUUAGCUUUAUUUAUGUCUGAAUUAUUAUUGUUGACAUUACCCUUUUUAUAAAUUUGUUGUCCUACAGACUGUUAACUCUAUCGGAACUGUAUUGGACUUGUGGGAUUGGAAGAACAUAUUUUGUGAUC
Tripterygium wilfordii is the source of this 964-nucleotide messenger RNA. RefSeq lists its product as uncharacterized. Lineage: Eukaryota; Viridiplantae; Streptophyta; Magnoliopsida; Celastrales; Celastraceae. The transcript is spliced from 2 exons. The record is from RefSeq and is a predicted model, not a curated record. Bases 180 to 608 code for a protein of 142 amino acids.